AUGGCUGUCAACAUGAACUCAUCCCAAGCAUCCCUUGCAAAUGCCAUCAGCUCCUUGAAUCCAGCUCAAUUGAGUGCCUUGACAGCCUCGGUAGCAGCAGCAGCUGGUGCUCAAAACACACCACCUGUCACCGCUGGGGCCAUGGGAGCAGCAGUCAAUCUUCCACAGUCCACCCUUCCAACUGUCCAAGCGUCCAGCAACCUUCCUGGCAAUCGGCGUGGAUCUACUGCAGUGCGCAAGAAACCUCUCAAUGCUUUCAUAACAUACCGAACAUACUACAGUCCCUUGUUCAAAGGACUCACCCAGAAAGAAAAGUCUGGCCUCUUGCGGGUGAUGUGGAGUGCAGAUCUGAAGAAACCAAUGUGGGAACUUCUUGGACAUGCGUACUCAGACCUCAGAGACCAUCACGACGAAACAUUGCCUGUCGACAAGUUUCUUGCUGUCAGCGUGCCUUUGCUUCCUGUUGUGGCAGCUGACCAGUAUAUCUCCAAGAUGGGUUGGGAACUCACAAAGAAUCCAACUGGCGAGACAACACUCACUCGAAGCGAAUCCUUCAACGCUGACAAGGUCUAUGCCGAAUACCCAGCACAAACCAACCUGUCAAUGGCAGAUGUUGUCAACCAUUGCUACAAUGAAGGAUUGCUGAAGAGAGGAGCUCGGCGCAGCAGCCCACGUCUUCGCCCAGGUCGCCGAGCCCAGGUUUCGACCGGAAAUAGCUUGGCCAAUGCAGCAUCUGGUGGCUCCAUCAUCCUCGCCGUGGCCCCUCAACCAGUGUCCUCACCCCUAGCUGAUGCCACCACUUCCACUGCGACUGCCCCCACUGCCAACAGGGCCGUCGAGUCUGAGACUGAAUCUGGCUCCGAGACCGGUGAGCCGCGAGACUCACAGGCUCGUGGUGAUGAAGAGGAACGAGUCCUUGGCCAAUUAUCGGUCGAGGACAUCACCCAGAACCCCGCCUACCUGUCCAUCCAGCACAUCACUACCGACCAGCAGGCGGCUUUUGAUGGUUACGCGCUCGCUCUCCACUUCCAUCCCAAUAUCCAGCCACCCAUCCUUGGCUUCGACCCCCGUAUCAUCCAAGAUGACUUUGAUCCUUUUGAUUUGGAUCUUAGUGCUCUUAUUAACUGGAAAGCAUGA
Molecule: messenger RNA, 1137 nt
Organism: Capronia epimyces CBS 606.96
Lineage: Eukaryota; Fungi; Ascomycota; Eurotiomycetes; Chaetothyriales; Herpotrichiellaceae
Exons: 3
Coding region: 1-1137 (378 amino acids)
Biological process (GO): positive regulation of mating-type specific transcription, DNA-templated
Cellular component (GO): nucleus
Molecular function (GO): DNA binding, bending
Source: RefSeq, a predicted model, not a curated record